Molecule: messenger RNA, 9108 nt
Organism: Gigantopelta aegis
Lineage: Eukaryota; Metazoa; Mollusca; Gastropoda; Neomphalida; Peltospiridae
Product: coiled-coil domain-containing protein 186-like
Exons: 20
Coding region: 76-3690 (1204 amino acids)
Biological process (GO): vesicle cytoskeletal trafficking
Cellular component (GO): trans-Golgi network
Molecular function (GO): small GTPase binding
Source: RefSeq, a predicted model, not a curated record
UUUCUUCUUCUUACUUUCGCCAUUUUGCGAUGUUGGCAGCUUCCGUUUCAGACGACUAUGUACAUCUCAUGAAAUAUGAGUGAAGGUGAUCCUGAGAAUGGUGAUUUUUCGGAGAACCCAGAACCAGAGGCUGAUAGCGAGUUUGUACCUGACAGUAAUUUGACGGUGGAAGAUGAGCGGGAGCUGAAUGAUGCCGCUGUGACAGAUCAACCUGAAGAUGAACUGUGUAACCUGAAUGGCAUUCCUUCUAAUAGUGUGAGCUCUGGUGGUGCAGAGUGCAACCAAGUGGUAGAAGAACAUGGACAAAACUCGCGUUCUGAUGAACCAGAAGAUAGUGACUGCAAUUCUAAUGACAGCACCCCAGUUCAUAGACCACUUCUUUUGAGCAACCAUGCCCAGUGUGAUAGUCCAAGUGUUUCCAAUGACAGUACACCAGUCCAUGUGCCACACUCGUCAGGGCAGCUGGAAUGUUCUUUGUCUGAAUCUGACAAUGAAGGAACUGUGGAGAUCGGUGCUGGUGCUGAGGUAGCCACAGAAUCUGAAUGUGGAGGUGGUGGUGUUAGUAAUCAGAGUGAUAGACGUGCUGUCAGUGAUGACGCUGAGGCUGCUCCAGAGGAUGAAGUGGUGGACAGUGAGUCAGCUACUUCAACAGCAGGGUCAGUAGUAGAAGACACACCAGAGUGUGACCAAGGGAUUGGUGCUAAGGCCAAUCAUGUUCAUGAUUCUUGGAGAACUACUAACGUUUGUUUGCUCAGCGAUAUUGCUUCGGAUAGUAGCAUAUCUGCAGCUCCAUCCUGUGAAAAUUCCAGUUCAUUACAAAUGGCAACUAGAAGUGGUAUACUUGAUGCAUGCACUAGUUCAAGUUCUGACAGUUUAGAUCUUUCUAAUAUAUCUGUUAAGGACUUGUUGAGAGAAGAAAUCAGCGAUGAUGAUGAGGAAGAAAUGUUGAAUUUCAAGAAAAACAUAUCAGACAUGGUAAACACAAGCUUCAAUACAUCACAUACUGGUUUCGGUGGGGAUUCUUCAGUGACAAAUAAUUUUGCAGGAGUGUCAGAACAAUUGCUUCAGAAAUCUGCAGAUGUUAAUUGUGAUUCACAACAUUCACUGCUUGUUGAACAACCUUCGAUGUGUGUAGAACAUGUUGAAACUCAGGAAGUUCCCGAUUGUUCAGCAGUCCUGGAUAAAUCCUGUGAUAAAAUGGAAUCAUCUCAGAUCUCAGUUAAAGACAACUCCAAAACCAGUGACCCAGCUUCUGAAGAUGAUUUAUUGUCGGAACUGGAUGCUGAACUGCAAACGCAUUCCAUAAAUUUCAAUGACAUCACUAAUUCUAAUGACCCGUCUGCAAUAUUGCCAUCAAUAGUCAAACAUGAACAGACUGAAGUGCAAAGUUCAAGUUAUGUACUAUGUCCUGGCAUGUUGCCUCCACAGUUUCAGGAGAAUUCUAGUCCUCCAAAUGGUUUGAAAGUGACUGAUUCAGAUAUGCUAAAGAGUCUGCAAGGUCAGCUCAAUCACAUGCAGAAGUUGCUGGAAGAAAGUGGCACCAAAUUCAAAAAAUUAUUCAAGCAACAUACACAGCAGUCUGAAGAACUGGACUUGAUGACGCAAGAUCGUGAUCGGUACCACAGCCAGGUGCAGGCCAUGAAGAGCAGGAAUCCAGAUGACCUCUACAUUCCACAGAUAAAGGAGUUGGAGUACAUGAUAGCUCAACAGCAAAAUGAACUCCAUGCUUUAAAAGACAGACUUUCAUCUCAUGAUGCAUCAGCUAAACGUGCCAUAAACACAUUGCAGAAUGAAAUGAGAUGUAGAGUGGAACAGAUUACUAAGAUGUAUGAAGACUGUCUUCAAGAAAAGAAUUCAAUGGUUGUGAAAUAUGCUGAAUCGGAGCAGAAAAACAUUGAAAUGCAAAAAGUGGUCGAUAAACUUGAAAACAAGUUACGUGAUGCUGCCAGGGAGCGUGAAUCUCUUGUCAUGAAAAUAAAAUGCAGCAAACUGGAAAAGCAGAAGCUGGUGGAGGACCAUGAAUCUAAGUGUUCAGAACUUGGUGCAGCAUACAGAGAGAUUGAGAAACUGCGAGAAAACUUUUCAUCUGUGGAUGUAAGAAUUAAGUGGGCACAAAACAAACUGAGGGCUGAACUGGAAGCUCAUAAGGAAACCAAAGCAUCUCUGGAAACCACCACUAAGAGACUGAAAGAAGCCAAAGAAGAGACCCAACAAAUCCGAAGAGACUGUCAGCGCAUGAUAAAAACUUACCAGGAGUCUGAAGAGAUAAAGUCAAACUCCUUGGAUAAAGAGCUGAAAAUAAAGGAGUCUGAACUAAUUGUCCAAAGACAGGAGUGGAAUGACCGUGAAAAGUUGUAUCUUGAGACAAAGACAAAUUUUGAUGCAUUGAAUGCUCAGCACAAAGAGGUGAUAGAGGAACUUAAGAUGCUGCAUGAAAAGGUAACAUGUCUAGAAGAUGAACGGAAACUCAAUGAGAAAACAAUGUCGGAGUACAAAGAAAUUAUGCAGAGACAAAAGGGCGAGAACAAAGAACUCCAGGCCAAGGAGAAUGAAUUGACAGUCUUGCAAGAUGAUUUCAAUAGGGCUCAGGACAUGAUAAAAACGCUGGAUAGAGACAUAUCUGAUUUGAUGGUAACCAAUAAAGAUUUGGUUUCUGACAUGGAAGGCUGCCGUCGUCGCGAAUCUGAAUUGCUUGACCUUACAGAAAAACUGAGCCGUAAAAAUGCUAAGUUGCAGUCUGAUAAUACUAAUUUAAAUAAUCAGGUCAUCAGUUUAAUGAGUGAAGCUGAAAACAAGAAUAAGAAAAUCCAGGAGUUGGAAGCAAAGGUGCAAGAUCUGGUUGAAACACUGGCUAGUGUGAAGAAGUCGUUGCAGGAGGAGGUUGACUCUUUAAAGGCAGAGUUAGGCAGUAAAACUAAAGAUGUGGAAAAAUACAAGCAGUGCUUUGAAGAUGAAAAAGAUGUUGUCCGUACAUUAAAGAAAAGACAUGUCAAUAAUGUGAAGGAUCUGACUCGACAGUUGCAACAAGCUCGUAAGAGGCUGGAAGCACUGGAAAACCACACGGAGAAGGAUGCAGUCAGCAUGGGGUCGCGUACCAGUUCAAACGGCUCGCUCAACACUGUGGAUAGAGAGAACUCGGCACAUACAUCAAGUAACCACAGCUCAGCUGCCAACUCCAGGGCACCCAGUCAAGAACAAGAGUAUCCAGUGAUUACAGAACAGGUGGAAGUAGACAAGCAUGUUCUAAUUGAGCGCAUUGUCAGAUUACAGAGAGCCCAUGCACGAAAAAAUGAAAAACUAGAAUUCCUUGAAGAUCACAUUCAACAGCUGUUGGUAGAAAUCCAGAAGAAAACAAAAAUCAUACACAAUUAUUUUAUGCGAGAAGAAGCAGGAACAUUGUCACCAGACUAUAUGGAUGAAAACAAACAAAGCGCUAGGAUUGAAGCGCAGGCUCUACUGGCAAAGAAAGGUGGCAUCAUGGCAUCUGUGUAUAGUACCCAGCAACAGGAUGGUCAUCUGACACUUGACCUUUCUCUGGAAAUCAACAAAAAAUUGCAGGGUGUUCUUGAAGACACAAUUUUGAAAAAUAUUACAUUAAAGGACAACAUUGAUACACUGGGAGCUGAAAUAUCAAGGUUAUCUCAAGAGAACCGACAACUGCAGUUACGCUUACAAGGCAUAAAAACAUGAUAAUAUAAUUUAUUUUUAUCACAAGAAGUAUUUAUUUUAUUAUAAAGUGAAUCUGAAAGACUUUGCAUUGAGGUGUAUUGAAUGCAUUUAUUUUACUUGGGACUGGCAAUAUUUAGACACACCUGGUGAUGUUUAUGUUAAUAUACUACUGUAGAUAGAUGAAUAUGGCAAAACCAGAUGGUAUUAGACGAUGUGGACUACAGAAUUGCUGUAUAUAUAUAUAUAUAUAUAUAUAUAUAUAUGCAUUGGUUGAGUACCUGGUUUAUAUAUCAUUGAUGGACAGUUGUGAUAGUUAUAACAUUUAAAAAAUAAUAAUAAUGAUUUUAUUAAAUAAUUGUCCAUUAAAAAAUAAAUACACAUUUUAUUUAAAAGUUAAUCAGGUAAUAUUUUUUUGGAAUAAUUUCGUGUUUUUAACCAUUUUUUGCCCUGUUUACACUUAGUUAUAUUUACUAGUUAUAAAACUAACUUAUCUGACAGUUUUUAACUAAUGGUUAGGCUGUGUCCUUGGAACUGAUUUAUCUUUUAGUAUCAAAGUUAUUGUCAGCGGACAUUGAACUCUAAGGGGUAUCUGAGGACAGAUUUACAAGUGGGUGAAGUGUUGGGCGCUGCUUUUUUCAACUAGACUGAGAAUAAAAUUUUAUAAUUUGAUGUUUACAUUAAAAAUAAAUUUGCACACCUUGCAGUUAUUAAGAGGUUGGUGGUGUUUUUUUUUGUUUUUUUAAAUUAUAUGUACAAUUAAAGUUGAAACGUAUAGCUAAAAGAUAAAUAACCCCAUUUUUGUGUGUUUGAAAAUGUAAUUAUCAAAUUGAAAGAUGAUACUGGUUUGAAAAUGAAAUAAUAUUCCUUAUUAAUAAUUAUUUAGAAAUAGUGUGUAAUUAAUAUUAAUUGUGUUAUUGUGCAUUAUUAAUUGAGAGAGUUUAGCUACCUUUAGCUCCACGCUGAAUUAUAUUUUGCAUAUUUAGAGAGAAUAUCAGUAUGGAUUAAUUUAAGAAUACAUGUAUAUGUAUGGCUUGAACAUCUAAGGUUUAAAGCUGUUUGAAACAAUGUAGAAGAAUAUUAAAAUUUUGCUUGAGUAUAUUAAGAAUGGUCUAAACUACAUGUAACAGAUGAGAUUUUAAACAUUUAUAAUUAUUAAAAAAAAAAAAAUCAUUUACCAGUUAGUGUAAAUUAAAGCAGUACUGUAGUAAUAUUGUAUUUUAUUAAUAAGAUGUUAUGUGUAAGCCAAUAUAUUGUUAAUACAAAUCCAUUUACUGUGAUAGACUUUUGUAACACAGUAGACACAGUAAUGAUGUACUAUUGAUACUAGAAUGUGGGUAAGUGUAAACACAAAAAGUAAUUUAUUUUUAAUUGACUUUGAGAGACUUAAAAUUAACCCAGAAGUGGUAUUCAACUUGAUAGAAGCUGGAUUUAAUAUGUAGAAAAUAAGGUUUUUUAAAAUGGUAAUUUUACAGUCUUAGAAAGGAAACCCUGUACAUUUUCCAUUAGUAGCAAGGGAUCUUUUAUAUGCACCAUCCCACAGUAUAGCAUAUACUUUGGCCUUUAAUAUACCAGUCGUGGUACACAGGCUGGAAUGAGAAAUAUCCCAAUGGGUCUACCGAUGGGGAUUGAUCCCAGUGAGACUGACUAGGCAUCAGGCAAGUGCUUUACGACUGGGUUAUGCCCCACCCCCUCAGUCGGGGGGUGACUUUAAUUUGAAUAUAUAUUUUUUAUUAAUAAACAACCGAGAAACCAACCGACACUGUAAAACUAUUUUAGGUUAUUUGUAAGUUAUUAUUGGCAAUGUUUAUACUAAAGAAACAGACUGUUAGAAUAGUAUGAUAAUAAAUACCAAAUUAUGAAUUAACCACUGUAAUUUUGUUUACAUAAAACAUUGAAGUAUCUUAGUCCUUAAUUACUUAAAUGUACAUGUGACUUUCAUCAAAUUCCAGGUUAGUUAUCCGCGAACACAUAAAGCAAAGCAUAUGGCUUCUGUUUUUACAAGGUGACAUAAUUUCUCUUCAGUCACAAUGACAGCAAAGUCAGUGAGAUCACAGCAAGGUUUUGGCUCAUUUUGCCCUGUUACACGAGUCCUUCUGGAUCUAGAAAAAAGCAGAAAUUUAUUGCUUGGUUUUAUUAAUCAAUAGAAAUAUAACUUCUUUUUUAUUGGGCGGAAUUUAAAUAUACAUGUUUUACCAAGAAUGGGGGUGGUGGGUAAUAAUUUCACAGCUCAAUUCAUUGUUUAAAUAUCUAACGUGUGAUAUUUUUUCAUACUGAAAACCUAUGACCACUUCUCUUUUAAUGUUACUGUGAUCAAACCACAAGUAGGUUUCAUGGUGAUACGAUCCAUCAUAGCAGGGUUCUGCCACAGUGGACAGUGCCAGUGGGACACAACUGGCACUUUUACAUUUCUGACCAACAGCAUCACUGCCAAUCUGGGUGCUGACCACCACUUAUAAUACACAACUUAUAAUACACGGUCAACAAAUUUAACAUCGUUUGUUUUUGUGGGGGAAUGAAAAAGAAAACUAGCUGUAAUUUCCACGCCUCAGAAAUUCCUUGGCAAAACCCUAAAUUCAUAAUAGGUAAUAUUAAAAACCACAAUUUGUUACAGGAUAAUGGGUCUCAUCAUUAUUGAUUUUGAAAGAUGUAUGAAGUAAUUCUUCACUAUACAACAUAAGCAAUCUUGUUAGGUAUAUGGUGUUUUAUAUUGGUCCUCUUUGAGUGUCUGUAAACAUGAUCAUUUGGUUUGUGUAUUGUGUCUGUGUUAAAAUUGUAUUUAGCAUUAUGCAUUGUCACCAUUCAUUACAGAUUUGUAGCAAUCAGGGUAUUGUGGAAUAGUGCAUCAUAUUCUUAUCUAAUUUGUGAAGUUUUCAAUCUUAUUUUAAUAUCUAUGUGUAUCUGCGUAUAUAUGCAAACACUGUAUGAUUUGUGCAUUUACUGUAUUAUUAAAACAUCAACUCUUUAUUGUAAACAAAUAUUUGUGUUAAUAAAUUGCAUUAUAAAUCAUUACUAUUAUAAUUAUUGCAUUCUGUGCAUAAAUCACCUAGAAAAUAUUACACACUAAUAAGGACUAGUGUAUUGUGUAUUGUUUUUAUGAUAAAAGCAAAAUUUUAUAAUAACAUUCCAAAAAUCAUUUUUAUUAAAUAAUUGUAAACAAAGAGAAGAUAGAUGGUAGCCAGGCUAGUGAUUUUCAAAGCUAUCUUAGUGCUACAAAAUUGUAAAACCAUUGUAGGCUGUGACAUCAUUACAGCACUCACUAUAGUGACAUCAUAGCUUACGAGGGUUUUACGAUUUUAUAGCACUAAGAUUGUUUUGAAAAUAUGGGCCCUGUAUCUUAUUAUUCGCUCAGUUACCAUUAAUGGAAUGUCUAAAUUUAUGGCAGCAUAAAACACCUGGCAUUUUAGACCAAAUUGGAAAAUGUAUGCUCCAAAACAAAAUAGGACAUCUGGGAUUAUGGACCAUUCCUUGGAGAGAUUAUUUAUCACAUGGACUGGUAAUUGUUUAAAACACUUCAUUAUUGUAAUGAGGUAUCUCAAGUACUUAAUAUACUUGUAGCAAAUGGGUAAAUUAAUACUAAUAUUUUAGAAAUGACGGCCAAUAAAAAUCAUUCAUUUUGAACCAUUUGUCUGAAAAAUUGUUUAUAAAUGCUUGCAGUUAAGUAAAUUUUAAUAAUAACGAUUAGCCAGAUUCAAGUGCUAUAGUAAAUAUUGCACACCUUCAUUUACUUUUGCCAUCAGGGAUUCAGUUCAAUCCAGUUACCAUAUCAGAAUAAAUUCUGUGAAACAUGUCACAAUAUUGAGAGAAAUAUGUGAUUAUUGUUUUUAUAAAGUACUAUUUUUAACUGACCUGCAAGAAAUCCAUAUAUGUAGCAAUGUAUUUGUGCAGGAAAUGUUGUGUGGUUGGGUCUAGACUUUGGUCGGCUAAGAUCAAGGGGCAAAGUGCACAAGUUUCUAGGGGGGAUCGGGGUGUGGGUAUGGUACCCCUAAAAAUUAGAUGUCUUGAAAUGCAAUGUUCUGCUUUUUAUAAGUAAAAUUCUUCAUGACAAAUGCUAGUAAAUGCAAUGUUUUUAAAUGUAUAAAUUUUCUUCACUUUUAAUUUUGUAUUAUCCUAAAUACCAAAUUCUUUACAGUGAACAACUAUAUGAUCCAAUGACAUUAUUUAUUUUAGUUAAACCUUUAAAUAUGUAUGUAAAUAACAAAAACAAAAUAUUAUUUUUGCAUUGCAUCAUUUUCAAGUAACUAUGUAGGACAUUGUUUUUAAAAAUGUAGAUGGACAGCUUUGGUAACAUUUAUAUCAGUAAAUCUAAAAAAUUAGGUUGUCCAACAAUCCAAUCCAAUCCAAUAGGGUUUAACGUGCACAUUCAGAGCAAACUGUUUUAGUACACGUCUGUCCUGGCCUUGGCCGGCUCUCCGUCCAGGACAGAAAAAGUUGGGGUGGGUAGGAGGAGGGACCGCCUGCACUGGCAGGUGCAAGAGAGCACUAGCAGUACGGCCGUGACCGGUAACAGGUGGAGGGUGGUAUGGUGCUAUGGAAUUUGGAAUUGAUAAUUACAGCCAAAGAGAAAUGGUGCACAUUUUAGGUGAUGGAUUUUUGGCGCAAUUUAGUACAGUCUGCCAAAAAUGAAAGAUAGGGAGCUAUGAGUAGGUUUGGAAUUUUAGUAAGCCAAGAGUAGCUCGUUAAUUGGACCUAUUGGUUGUCCAACAAUGCAAUUCCCUGCAUUUAUACCAUUUUAUGAGUAAAUUUCAUCAUGACAGAUGCAGGUUUAUACACAUUUAUUUAUUUAUUUAUUUAAAUUUGCUUUGGCCAGAGCACUGCCUCAUUUUGCUGCCAUAUUGUAAGUGAUCACAUACCACACCCAGAAUAACAAAUAACUUCAAAAUAUUGGGUUACUUAACACAACAAAGUUCAACAUACUAGUAAUUAUCAAAAACAUAUGGAAAAAGAUUUCUAUAGUUUAUAUUAAUAUUUUAAUGAAGACCUAUUUCCUAAACAGGAUUAUAUUAAGCUGCUACAGAUAGGAACAGCAUAGAAAUGGUAUCACACGUACCUAAAACAAUUUUGGUAAAUUUAUGAAUAAAUUGCCUAAAUUCAGUGUCAUUUCAUACAUGGUGAUUUAGCGAAGUUAGACCCUUACUGAAGUGGGUGAGGUCUCUUUUGACAAAUAUUACACGUUAUAUACUAACAAGCUGUGGGACGUUUUUCUCCAUUGUUUUACAAGACCAUGUAUUCAUAAGUAGAAACAUUUGGUGUUUAGUAUGUUGCAACUGUUAAUUUAUUAUCUGUGAUUUUAUCUGUGUUUGAACACAGGAUUGUAUUAUUCCAAUUGUAUACAUGUUUUAUUGUGGGUGAGCAGUGCCCAAAAUUAAUAUGUGAUGUGUUUUAUGUCGAUACUUGUUAUUGCAACAUAGAACAUCAUAUUAAUAAAUCAGUACAUACAUA